AUGCAGAAAUAUCGAAAGUAUAUGAUAAUCUAUGCCUUUUUAUUAUGUUUUCGAUUUUGGAUAUCUCAAAGUAAUUCAUACAUUCAUCCUGAUGAGCAAUUGCAGUCGUUACAGAUAAUUGCCGGGAAAAAUCUUGGUUGGAAGGUCGAGCUUCCUUGGGAAUUCACAUCUGAAGAACCAAUUCGGUCCAUGCUUCCUUUGUAUCUUAUGCUCCUACCUGCGUUUUACACUGCAAAAGCGACUUGCCAUGAAUUUUGUAAACCAGAUACUAUAUAUCUGUUAGCUAGAUUCACUAUGUUUUUGUGGUCUCUAGCUAUUGAUUUUAGCAUAUCCAGGAUUGUUCCACCAACAAAAAAAUGGAAGUGUUUAAUUCUGUAUUCUUCAUCAUUUUUAGCUUGUAGCUUCCAGACUCACACUAUCUCAAAUUCUAUGGAAACCGUGUUUACAUUUCUGACAAUUAUGUUCCUAUCAAAGCUGGCUGUCUCUUCGGUGAACAGUAGGAGCAGUUAUUUAUUGUCAACGGCAGCAUCCAUAAGCACUACGAUCGGUAUUUUUACUAGAAUUACCUUUCUUGCAUUCGUUUUUGUGCCUUUUGUUUAUUACGGUUUUCAAUGGUUAAAAACUAACAGGAAAAAUAAGCUUUCGCUGUUUAAGCACAUUUUCUUUAUGAUUUGUUCAUGUGUGUUAGUGUCUUCACUGUGCGUUUAUGAAGAUUAUAAGUUUUACGGAAAGUUCACAAUUACUCUUCUCAACAAUAUAAGUUAUAACUCUCGGGUUGAAAAUCUAGCCUUACACGGAAUUCAUUCCAAGAAUCAGCAUUUCCUUGUUAACGUUCCUCUUCUAUGUGGUCCGUUACUCUUUGUGUUUUCACUGUGGAAUCUGCGAAGUGCUCAUGCAUGGUUUUGGAUUUUUCCGGUAGCUGUACUCUCCAUUUUUCCACAUCAAGAAGCCAGAUUUCUACUUCCCGCCGUCUCUCUAUAUGUAGUGUUUGCGGCUCAACAUAUUAGGUCGCGAUUUCUCCUGUUGCUGUUCAUAAUUUACUCGACUGUUAUGUCAGUAUUUUAUGGGAUUAUGCACCAAAAUGGAGUGGUUCCCUCUGUUGUAGAACUUGGUUCGAUACUUCGUGAUAAUGGUUUACUAAACCACGCUUCCGUCAGUCAUCAUCCGGCUACAAUAUACUACUGGAGAACUUAUACAGCACCAACAUGGAUGUUGGCUCGUCCAAAUUCUAGUCCAGUGGAUGUCGUCCAACUGUACAAUUAUUCUAAGGAACAAUCCUUAUCCCUCUUUUGGGAUGAUUAUUUUAAAAGCCAAUUAGCAGAGAAGGAAUCCUCAGGUGUUGCUUCUUCGGAUACCCUUUCUUUUCCUAUACUAGUAUGUCCUGUCGCCCUUUUACAGUCCGAAGAAGAUAUGAAAGGCUUACAGCUUUUACGUUAUAUACCUUACCAUGUCGACCUAGAUGACGCAGAUGAGCUUCCGUUAGCUGAUUUGAUUCGAAAUCAUGGAAUAGGCAUAUAUGCAGCUAAAAAAAAUUAA
Molecule: messenger RNA, 1536 nt
Organism: Schizosaccharomyces osmophilus
Lineage: Eukaryota; Fungi; Ascomycota; Schizosaccharomycetes; Schizosaccharomycetales; Schizosaccharomycetaceae
Gene: smp3
Product: pig-Z, alpha-1,2-mannosyltransferase Smp3
Exons: 6
Coding region: 1-1536 (511 amino acids)
Biological process (GO): GPI anchor biosynthetic process
Cellular component (GO): endoplasmic reticulum membrane
Molecular function (GO): alpha-1,2-mannosyltransferase activity
Source: RefSeq, a predicted model, not a curated record